This is a messenger RNA of Megalopta genalis, 1113 nucleotides long. Lineage: Eukaryota; Metazoa; Arthropoda; Insecta; Hymenoptera; Halictidae. The record is from RefSeq and is a predicted model, not a curated record.
AUGAAAGCCCAUCAUCAUUAUUGCAAGAGCAGUCGAGCAUUGCUGCUACCGACAAGUUGUCUAAGGCCAUGCACCUGGACAUCAUCGCUCAAGAAAUAUUUGUAUUCGGUGUACUCGGCCAUAAUAACCAGUCUCCUGCUGUCUGCAUUGCUAUCGCAUACUCUCGACAUAGUAUUCAACGUCCAAACUCAGGAAGAUCUCAGUGACAAUAUUAUCAUCACGGUCUCUGUGGUUGGAUGUAUAUGCAAGAUGUACACCUUCUUAGCGAAUAGAAACAAUAUCAUGAUCCUGAUAAGAGCUUUGCGGAGAAAGCCGUUCAUGCCUGUGAAUGAGGAAGAGAUGAACAUCAAGAUGAGAUUCGAUAAAAUAAUCGAGGAGAAUGCAAUUCAAUUCAUGUGGCUGGUUCAGGCCACCAUGAUGCUGGUGUGGGUCAGCACACCGGUCAUGGAAGCAAAGAACCGAAAAUUACCAUUUCGCGCAUGGAUACCGUAUAAUUAUUCCUCUGCGACGCUGUACAUGGUGACGUACCUUUAUCAAUACGUGACUUUGACAUUGGAUACGAUGAUGCACAUUGAUUGUGACUCUCUGUUCAGCGGGUUGUUGAUCUGCGUGUAUUGUCAGCUGGAGAUUCUCAAGCAUCGCCUGCAAAAUAUUAAGAAUGACCAGAAUAGGUCGGCGAACGUAUGCGCUUUCCACCAUCAUCAGAUAUACAUCUACGCUUCAAAGUUGAGCAGAAGCUUUCGCAUAAUGCUGUGCUAUCAACUCGUGGCAACAGUGUCAAUGGUCUGCUUCAGCAUUUUCCAACUGACGCAGGCGCGACUGAAUGGAAAAGCAGUUGAACACGUUAUGUUCAUGAUUUGCGUACUGAUACAGCUGUUUUACUACUGUUGGUACGGGAACGAAGUUAGGCGAAAGAGCUUGGAAGUCCCUGAUAUGAUCUUCGAAAGCAACUGGAUGAAUUUAGACAACGAGUCUAAGAAGGUUCUUUUAGUGAUUAUGCUACGAGGAUCAUUUCCCAUGGAGUUCAAAAGCGCUCAUAUUAUGUCCGUGAAUCUGGAGUCGUUCAUGGCGGUGAUCAAGACUUCUUAUUCGGUGUAUAAUCUGCUCAAAUAA